Molecule: messenger RNA, 1546 nt
Organism: Juglans microcarpa x Juglans regia
Lineage: Eukaryota; Viridiplantae; Streptophyta; Magnoliopsida; Fagales; Juglandaceae
Product: stemmadenine O-acetyltransferase-like
Exons: 2
Coding region: 118-1431 (437 amino acids)
Source: RefSeq, a predicted model, not a curated record
UGCCUAAUUUCUUAACAUACUCGAUUAUUUCCUUUAAUUCGACAGUGCCUUCAGCUUCAGGCCGAUAAACCUUGUUUAAAGUCUUUUGGGAAUUUCUACAAACGCUCGAUAUAGAAAAUGAAGGAUUUAGUUAUCCAAGUUAUCUCCGAGGAGAGCAUCAAGCCCUCUUCUCCAACUCCACCCCACCUCCGCCAUUACCAGCUCUCCUUUCUCGAUCAAAUAGCACCCCCAGUUUUUAUGCCUUUGGUUCUCUUCUUCUCUAAUUUAGAAGCCCAUAACAGUCUGACCAACUUGCACAAACUGCAGCUUAAGAAAUCCUUGUCCGAGACCUUAACCCGAUUCUACCCACUAGCAGGACGGGUUAAGGACAAUCUCUGUCUUGAUUGCAACGACGAGGGUGUCCACUAUGUUGAAGCCAAAGCCAACUGCCAACUUGUUGAAUUUCUGGAAGACCCAGUUCCUGCUGAGCUCAACAAGUUUCUACCUCUAGAACUCGACGAUGUCAAGGAUUUAGCUGCAGUCGUUCAAGUCACCUCGUUCAACUGCGGUGGGAUGGCUAUCGGUCUUGGCAUGUCCCACAAGGUUGCGGACGCCUUGUCAUUCUUCACGUUUCUCAACAGUUGGGCUGCCAUUAAUAGUGUUCGCGGUGAGAACUGUGAAAUAAUGGUGAGCCGGCCUCGAUUCGACUCCGCCACUCUUUUCCCGCCAAAAGAUCUGACGGGCUUUGAACCGAGGACGGGGAUCGUGAAGGACAAUAUUCUGACGAAGAGGUUUGUGUUUGAUGCGUCCGCAAUAGCGGCAGUUAGAGCCAAAUACACUGAAAACAGGGAAUAUCCAAGACGCCCAACGCGCGUCGAGGCCUUGUCAGCUUUCAUAUGGACCCGUUUCAUGGCUACAACUCAAUCGAAAUCAGAUCAAGAGCGUAAGCUCUACACCGUCCUCCAUGCUGUUAACCUACGCACCAGGAUGGACCCACCUCUUCCGGAGAACUACUUCGGGAACAUAAGUCGGGUGGCGAUCUCUGUACCGUCUGUGGAUACCGAUCAUCAUGGUGAGUGUCAUGGCAUCGUUAACCAAGUUAGGGAGUCUAUAAGGAAAGUGAACGUGGAUUUCGUGAAGGAACUUCAAGAGAAUGAGGGGCACUUGAACUUCAUCAAAGAGCGAGCCGCAAGAAUAACGAAAGGAGAGGUGGUAUCAUUCAGCUUCACCAGCUUGUGCAGGUUUCCUAUAUAUGAAGCUGACUUUGGGUUGGGGAAGCCGGUGUGGGUUGGCUCUGCAAGGUUGACAUUCAAGAAUCUGGUCGCGUUUCUUGACACCAAGUCAGGGAAUGGAAUAGAGGCAUGGAUUAACCUGAAGGAGGAGGACAUGGCUAAAUUUGAAUGCGAUGAGGAGCUCCUAGCGCUUGUUUCCCCGGCCUCACGGCCGAACUAAAAAUUUCUGCAUUCUAGGACAAAGGGCUCGUGGGAGAUCUAUCAUCUCUAGUCAGGGUAGACCCUCGCCAAGAUGGCAGCUUUAGAUUAGUCUAGUGCUUGUGUUAUUUGGGUAA